Messenger RNA from Eurytemora carolleeae, 1285 nucleotides. Its product is annotated as probable DNA primase large subunit. The transcript has 9 exons. The record is from RefSeq and is a predicted model, not a curated record. NCBI's taxonomy places the organism in Eukaryota, Metazoa, Arthropoda, Copepoda, Calanoida, Temoridae. The coding region runs from base 11 to 1285 and encodes 424 amino acids. Gene Ontology annotation, cellular component: alpha DNA polymerase:primase complex. Gene Ontology annotation, biological process: DNA replication, synthesis of primer.
CAAGUUUCAGAUGUUUUAUUUGAAAAAAAUGCGCGGAGAUAUAACUCUGGAAAAGUUAAAAGGACUCUGCCGGGAGAGGUUACAUCUGCUCUCUGCUCUAUCUCAAACGUCCUGCUCAGAUGAGGUGAGAGACUGUAUAGGAAGGGUUUGCUCCGAUACCGAAAAUAUACUGCACAGGACGGAUAAGGACUCAAUAUCACACUGCACCCUUCUCAUCCUUGUAGCUUUAAGGCCUGGGAUGCGACAGUUUUUUCUGGAUACAGAAUCCAGAUUGUUCCUGUUCCGGGUUGAGGUUGAGAUGGAACCAACCUUGAUAUACUCGUCAUUUCUUCAACUCCGCUCAACCCUAUCCUUGCAGUACGCAGAGGACAGACAGUAUAAUAUUCUAGCCAAGAUUGUAGGUGAUAUUCUGGAUUCUGGAAUUCUUCAACAUUAUUUAGAUGUACAUAGAGCCAGAGGAAAUCCAUCCCAAGAUACCCAACCCGAACUCAAGUCUUGUCAGAAUUUCCAGGUUUCCGUCCCGUUCCAGUUUGCUCCUGGUCUGGUGGCUAGUAGAGAGAUUACUCUUAGUGAAGGUUUUAUUCUAUUCCGAUGUCACAAUCUUAUUCAACUGUGGGUCACCAUAUUCCGCUCUAUACUGGAGACAGAACUAACAAGAUAUAUCAACUCACAACCUUAUGUGCUCAAAGUUAUGACAGGAGAAAUAGAAGACGACCGAACCCUCAGACUUUUUAAUGACCUAGAGAAAUACUACAACAGUUUAACCCAAAGAAGAUCACGAAAGAUCAACAGAAACCCGAUAUUAUUCCACGAAGUACCGGCGCUCGGCGCCAGUUUCCCUGCGUGUAUGAGACGUAUCCUAGAUACACUGGAGACUGGGGAGAAGCUGAAACAUUAUCCUAGAUUCUAUUUCUCUCUAUUCCUCAAAGAACUCGGGAUGGAUUCAAGUGAAGCAAGGAAGUUCUGGUUCCAUUAUUACUCUAAAAUACGAGGUGACCGAGGAUUAAGUGUUUGGGAAGAAAAGGCUUUCAGAUAUGAUUACAGUAUUAAACAUCUAUACGGAGAAAAGGGAACCCGGAGUAAUUACUCCGGUCCGUUCUGUUCUACGUUAUCCUCAGCAGGGCUCUGCCCCUACACAGAUAUUGAAGAUUUACACCUAAUUGUCAGGAAAACCUCAAAUUUGGUUCAACAAAAAUCCACUAGAAAAGAGAAGAAACAAACCACUCUUCCACAUGAUCUAGAGGUUUGUUUUCAAAUACCAAUAUUUGUAAUGAUAUAUGUAUAA